Macaca mulatta (Rhesus monkey) is the source of this 2045-nucleotide messenger RNA. RefSeq names its product histone deacetylase 3 (gene HDAC3). Gene Ontology annotation, biological process: epigenetic regulation of gene expression. Lineage: Eukaryota; Metazoa; Chordata; Mammalia; Primates; Cercopithecidae. The record is from RefSeq and is a predicted model, not a curated record. Gene Ontology annotation, molecular function: histone deacetylase activity.
AGCACGCACGGCUGGGGCGGGGUUGGCGGCGGGUGGCGGGUGGCGGGCCGCGGGCGGCGGGCGGCGGGCGGCGGAGGCGCGGGGCCUGCUCCCGCCGGCACCAUGGCCAAGACCGUGGCCUAUUUCUACGACCCCGACGUGGGCAACUUCCACUACGGAGCUGGACACCCUAUGAAGCCCCAUCGCUUGGCAUUGACCCAUAGCCUGGUCCUGCAUUACGGUCUCUAUAAGAAGAUGAUCGUCUUCAAGCCAUACCAGGCCUCCCAGCAUGACAUGUGCCGCUUCCACUCCGAGGACUACAUUGACUUCCUGCAGAGAGUCAGCCCCACCAAUAUGCAAGGCUUCACCAAGAGUCUUAAUGCCUUCAACGUAGGCGAUGACUGCCCAGUGUUUCCCGGGCUCUUUGAGUUCUGCUCGCGUUACACAGGCGCAUCUCUGCAAGGAGCAACCCAGCUGAACAACAAGAUCUGUGAUAUUGCCAUUAACUGGGCUGGUGGUCUGCACCAUGCCAAGAAGUUUGAGGCCUCUGGCUUCUGCUAUGUCAACGACAUUGUGAUUGGCAUCCUGGAGCUGCUCAAGUACCACCCUCGGGUGCUUUACAUUGAUAUUGACAUCCACCAUGGUGACGGGGUUCAGGAAGCUUUCUACCUCACUGACCGGGUCAUGACGGUGUCCUUCCACAAAUACGGAAAUUACUUCUUCCCUGGCACAGGUGACAUGUAUGAAGUCGGGGCAGAGAGUGGCCGCUACUACUGUCUGAAUGUGCCCCUGCGGGAUGGCAUUGAUGACCAGAGUUACAAGCACCUUUUCCAGCCGGUUAUCAACCAGGUAGUGGACUUCUACCAACCCACGUGCAUUGUGCUCCAGUGUGGAGCUGACUCUCUGGGCUGUGAUCGAUUGGGCUGCUUUAACCUCAGCAUCCGAGGGCAUGGGGAAUGCGUCGAAUAUGUCAAGAGCUUCAAUAUCCCUCUACUGGUGCUGGGUGGUGGUGGUUAUACUGUCCGAAAUGUUGCCCGUUGCUGGACAUAUGAGACAUCGCUGCUGGUAGAAGAGGCCAUUAGUGAGGAGCUUCCCUAUAGUGAAUACUUCGAGUACUUUGCCCCAGACUUCACACUUCAUCCAGAUGUCAGCACUCGCAUCGAGAAUCAGAACUCACGCCAGUAUCUGGACCAGAUCCGCCAGACAAUCUUUGAAAACCUGAAGAUGCUGAACCAUGCACCUAGUGUCCAGAUUCAUGACGUGCCUGCAGACCUCCUGACCUAUGACAGGACUGAUGAGGCUGAUGCAGAGGAGAGGGGUCCUGAGGAGAACUAUAGCAGGUCUGGGAGCAGGGACUUCAGCCUACUUCCAAUAGGCUUGCUGGGGAGGUUUAAAAGGGAAAAAGCCAGAGGCACCCAAUGAGUUCUAUGAUGGAGACCAUGACAAUGACAAGGAAAGUGAUGUGGAGAUUUAAGAGUGGCUUGGGAUGCUGUGUCCCAAGGAAUUUCUUUUCACCUCUUGGUUGGACUGGAGGGAAAAGGAGUGGCUCCUAGAGUCCUGGAGUGGUCACCCCAGGGCUUUUGCUGACUCUGGGAAAGAGUCUGGAGACCACAUUUGGUUCUCGAACCAUCUACCCCCUUUCUUCUCUCUCCUAAGGCCUGACAGUGGUACCUAUUAGGGAUGAGAUAUGGACAAGGAUAGCUAUAUGGGACAUUAUUGGCAGUGGGCCCUGGAGGCCAGUCCUUAGCCCCCCUUGUCCCUUAUUUCUUCCCUGCUUCCCUCCAACCCAGAGACUUUGAGGGACGAAUGGGUAGACAAGGACCGAGAUUGUCUCUGACUUCCUCCUCUCCUGAGUUCUGAUUUCCUCCUCCCCUUGCUUCCAGGGAAGAUGAAGAGAGAGGGAUUUGGCAGGGGCUCUGGCUCCCUAACACCUGAAUCCCAGAUGAUGGGAAGUAUGUUUUCAAGUGUUGGGAAGAUAUGAAAAUGUUCUGUUCUCACUUUUGGCUUUAUGUCCGUUUUACCACUGUUUUUAUCCAAUAAACUAAGUUGAUAUUUUUUGUACCUUU